AGCAAUUGCAACUGGAUAUAAUAGAACACCCAAAGGUAUAAAAAAUUGUAUUGAAGAUAAUUGUAAAAGUUGCAAAGGUGAAAAUAAGAAUUAUUGUAAAUGUAUACACACGGAGGAAAAUGCGUUAAUGAUAGCUAUCAAACACUGA
Molecule: messenger RNA, 148 nt
Organism: Dentiscutata heterogama
Lineage: Eukaryota; Fungi; Glomeromycota; Glomeromycetes; Diversisporales; Gigasporaceae
Source: the annotation of a GenBank genome assembly